AUGCGUUCUUCAUCGUUUCUCUGGGCCCUAGGCGCGAGCGUCCUUGCGCACGCCCAUGGUAUCCGGGUCGAACGCUCAGAGAAUCGCCUUAUCAAGAGACCCGCUUCACCAGAUGACGUCUCCUCAUCCUCCAUCGAUUCAGUGUGGCAUGCAAAACUACAAGACGAUGGACUCGUGAAGUUGGACUUCCACCGGUUGAUCCAGCGUCAAGACAGCAGUUCAGCGGAUACCGGCACUUCAGCAGACGCUAAGAGCACGUCAACCAAAGAUACCUCAGUGGCUUCUACCACUAAAGAUGAAGCUACGACGACAGCUGAGGAUAAAAGUACCACGCUCGAAACAACUGCGUCGACGAUAGAUGCAUCAACUACUGAAGAAAGCUCCGUGUCAUCGAUAACCAGCACCUCAACCUCAACCUCAAGCAUAGCAUCAUCGACAAGCACGACCUCAACCUCCACGGAACCCGGCGCCUCCUGCUACAGCACGACCGUCAAGAGCAGCACCAUCUGCGAAACGACCGGAAUGACCACAUUGACAUGUUAUGCCGCGAAUAUUACUUCGAGCACCUGUUCACCGGGUCUUCUAUGCACGACACAGUCAAGCAACGGAGUUACGAUCUGCAUGGAACUUCAGAAUGAAGUUGGUACAGCUGGUAUUAUCAUCGCUUCUGUUUUCUCAGCACUUAUACUCAUUUGUGCUUGUACCCUUAUUACCAUGUGUUAUAGGGAUAAGAGCAAGCAGAGGAGGCAGGAGGAGUUGAGACGAGUGAGAUCGGUCAAGAUUGCCGAGAGGGCUACUCUGUUGCAACGUGCGCAGUAG
Fusarium tjaetaba is the source of this 819-nucleotide messenger RNA. RefSeq lists its product as uncharacterized. Bases 1 to 819 code for a protein of 272 amino acids. The record is from RefSeq and is a predicted model, not a curated record. Lineage: Eukaryota; Fungi; Ascomycota; Sordariomycetes; Hypocreales; Nectriaceae. The transcript has a single exon.